Molecule: messenger RNA, 1424 nt
Organism: Gekko japonicus
Lineage: Eukaryota; Metazoa; Chordata; Lepidosauria; Squamata; Gekkonidae
Product: ohanin-like protein
Exons: 4
Coding region: 112-990 (292 amino acids)
Molecular function (GO): protein binding
Source: RefSeq, a predicted model, not a curated record
UGGUCUUAAAGGUGCUGCUGGACGCAAGCUUUGUUCUCACAUUAUUUAAGUAAUUCUUGGGAUCCUCAUUCUUGAAAAUUCUAGUCUCUCAGGAGUUGUUGGAGUGUGAACAUGGAAGGCAGAGAUUCACAGAAAGAUCCUGGGCUCAGGAGAAGAAAGGAGCUUCACACACCACCUUCUGAUGGGACUCAAGCCUCUUCUUUGAAGAUCCACCGGUGGAAAAUCAUCCUGGGGGUUUUGAUGCUGGGAAGCCUUACCCUGAAGCUGGUUGUGACUGUUAUCAUUUUGUCAGGUUCUCAGUGCAAUCAUACAUUGAAAGAACCUGAAGGCCUAUGGAAAAACCAGACUUCAAAAAUCUCAACAUUUGUGGAAGAAAAGGUCCCAGAACGAGGGCUCUGUACUCCGUUUCAAACCUUCUCAUAUGCCAAUGUGAUUCUCGACCGAGACUCAGCUUCUUCUGGACUCAUCAUUUAUCCUGAUCAGAAGAGUGUAAAGCUGGAUUCUCUACCGCAAAAUAUACCUCGCUUCCAAGACAUAUAUCAUGCCCGUGCCUGCGUGCGAGGCCAUGAGGGAUUCACCUCUGGACAACACUGGUGGGAGGUGUGGGUGAUGGCAGGUGAAGUCUGGUCGUUAGGGUUGGUCAGAGAGUCUGUGUACAGCAGUAACUUUGUUCCUGACUUGAACUGCAUGCCUUGGCUUAUAGGAAAUUGUGUGGGUGACUGCCCAUAUCCCUCCCUUUUUCACCCAGCCUUCAAGGUGGGGAACAUCAAGGUCUUUCUGGACUAUGCAAAAGGUCUGGUAGUUUUUUACGUUGAUAAUAAUUUAUUUACCACGGUACUUACAACCAGUUUCUCUGAUGAGAAAAUCUACCCUGUAUUCUGCUUGGGAGUCGGGACACACCUUCAGCUGUCGUAUGCAGGGCAACCUUUUUACUGGCUUGGUACCAUUUACACGGUGCCUUGGUAUGAACCCACGGGAUUUUCUCCUUGAACUGUUGUAAUUCCUCACUUUUCCCCACUGGCAUCCCAUGGGUUUUUUUUGCAAAAUGUUUGUUUAUGGUGAUUUUUAGGAGCUCGUAUUGCAAUAGCGACACAAACCUUGUGAAUGAUUGAAGUAGAGCUGUUGGCUCACCUGGCUUGGAGGUGUGGUUUCUGAUGUGGCUGGUGACAUGAUCUUUCCUUUCUUCAUCCCUCGCCCUCUUUGCCACCCUGCUCUCCUUUCCUAUGGAAUCCUUGAAACAACCCACUGUAAAUUUCCCCUUCGCAGUAAAGGAGCUUCUCUGGAGUUGAGGCAGAAGGGGUUGUGAGGGUGGGGAGAGAUGCACUAUUUUCACUGUUUGCACUCUUUCAGUUUCUUAUUUUUGCAGUUAAGAACAUAACAACAUAAGAGAAGCCAAUGUUGGCUCAGGCCAGUGGCCCAUCCAG